Messenger RNA from Osmerus eperlanus (European smelt), 3923 nucleotides. RefSeq names its product rho GTPase-activating protein 26-like. NCBI's taxonomy places the organism in Eukaryota, Metazoa, Chordata, Actinopteri, Osmeriformes, Osmeridae. Gene Ontology annotation, cellular component: cytoplasm. The transcript has 24 exons. The coding region runs from base 437 to 2806 and encodes 789 amino acids. Gene Ontology annotation, molecular function: protein binding; GTPase activator activity. The record is from RefSeq and is a predicted model, not a curated record. Gene Ontology annotation, biological process: signal transduction.
GAGAAAGCUCUGCUUUUAAAACGCCCAGGAAAGAACCCGCAACUACCCAUACUAUCUAUUCCUUCAAUUUGCUCGACCACGGUGACGCCGACUUGAGGAAUGCUCAAGUUUACAAGAGAUCUUUGACAGCUGCGUAUUAAUUCAACCUUCCGUAGGCUUCUUUCCCUUCGGAGCAGGAACAGUUUUUUGGAGUGUGUUUUUGAGAUGCGGUUUGGAUAGGAUCAGCGAUAAAUAGAAGCCUAUUUCCACGUUUGCACGCUUGCAUGCCAUUAAAAGCAAGAUAACUGGGUGGAUGCUGUGCUUACAGUAAUGUAGUCAGGUGUCUGGAUCAAUUCGCCUACUGUGUAGACAUCUUAUCAUUGGAUUGCACAUCAGCACCAGUCAAACAUUUUAUUCCUCCUCCGACCUUACUGGUGCCUGUAGUCAGGGUGGAAACAUGGGGUUGCCCGCCCUGGAGUUCAGUGACUGUUACCUGGACAGUCCCCAGUUCCGAGAGAGAUUAAAGUCGCACGAACUGGAAUUGGACAAGACGAACAAGUUCAUAAAGGAGCUGAUCAAAGAUGGGAAGGCACUCAUCCAAGCACUGAAAAAUCUCUCCACCGCCAAGAGGAAGUUCGCCGAGUCACUCGACGAGUUCAAGUUCCAGUGCAUCGGGGACGCCGAGACGGACGACGAGAUCUGCAUCGCCAAGUCUCUGCAGGAGUUUGCGGGAGUCCUACAGAACCUGGAGGACGAGAGAACACGGAUGAUCGAGAACGCCAACGAUGUCCUGAUCACGCCGUUGGAGAGAUUCCGGAAGGAGCAGAUCAGCGCCGCCAAGGAAGCCAGGAAGAAGUACGACAAGGAGACAGAGAAAUACUGUGCAGUCAUGGAGAAGCACCUCAGCCUAUCCGCCAAGAAGAAAGAGUCUCACCUCCAUGAAGCAGACAGUCAGGUGGACCACGUACGGCAGCAUUUCUACGAGGUCUCUCUGGAGUAUGUGUUCAAGGUGCAGGAGGUCCAGGAGAGGAAAAUGUUUGAGUUUGUGGAGCCGUUGCUGGCUUUCCUCCAAGGACUCUUCACCUACUACCACCACGGCUAUGAGCUGGCCAAAGACUUCAACCACUUCAAAACAGACCUCACCAUCAGUAUUCAGAACACACGGAACCGCUUUGAGAGCACGCGGUCGGAGGUGGAGGGCCUGAUGACCAAGAUGAAGGAGAACCCUCAUGAGCACAAGAACAUCAGCCCCCACACCAUGGAGGGAUACCUGUUCGUACAGGAGAAACGCUCGUUCGUGUCAGCCUGGGUCAAAUACUACUGCACCUACCACCGCGAGCCCAAGCGAGUCACCAUGGUGCUGUUCGACCAGAAGUCUGGAGGGAAAGUGGGAGAGGAGGACAGCUUCACUCUGAAGUCCUGCACGCGCAGGAAGACAGACUCCAUAGAGAAGAGGUUCUGCUUUGAUGUGGAGGCAGUAGACAGGCCCGGCGUCGUCACCAUGCAGGCUCUGUCAGAGGAAGAUCGCAGGCUCUGGAUGGAGGCCAUGGAUGGGAGAGAGCCGGUCUACAACUUAAACAGAGACAGCCAGACAGAGAGCUUGGCCCAGCUGGACGUGAUAGGUUUUAACGUGGUCAAGAAGUUUAUCUAUGCGGUAGAGACCAGAGGUAUCAAUGAGCAGGGGCUGUACCGGAUAGUAGGCGUGAGCUCCAGGGUCCAGAAACUUCUGAGCCUAGCCAUGGAUCCCAAGACGUGCGCCGACGUGGAACUGGACGGCACGGAGUGGGAGAUCAAGACCAUCACCAGCGCCAUCAAGCACUACCUCAGGGUUCUUCCUGCUCCGCUAAUGACCUACCAGUAUCAACGCAGCUUCAUCAAAGCAGCCAAGCUGGACAAUCCCGAGGCCAGAGUGACGGAGAUCCACAGCAUUGUCCACCGUCUUCCCGAGAAGAACCGUCAGAUGCUGGAGCUGCUCGCCCAACACUUGGCAAACGUGGCCAGCCAUCACCCACAGAACCUCAUGACGGUGGCCAACCUGGGCGUGGUCUUCGGCCCCACCCUGCUCCGCCCCCAGGAGGAGACAGUGGCGGCCAUCAUGGACAUCAAGUUCCAGAACAUCGUGGUGGAGAUCCUCAUCGAGAACCACGAGAGGAUCUUCAGGGACACGCCCGGCGUCGGAGGCGGGCAGGCCCCCCAGCAGGUCGACCCGACCCGGAGACGCAGCGGCGAGAGCAAGGCCCCGUCCUGCAGCGAGAGACCGCUCACUCUCUUCCACACGCCCACGCACUCCAAGAAAGUAGAGAAGAGAAACAGCGUGGGGGUGAACUCGGUCUCCGAGCCCCCGGCCCCGAGCCAGGGCAGCCAGUCCUCCUUGUCGGUCCACUGCAACAACAGCAGCGGCGGCAGCAACAGCAGCCAGAGCCGGACGCCCCGAAACAGCCUGACGAGCAACGACGGAGACCCCGAAACCAGGCCCAGCCAGAACAGGCCCAACUCCCUGUUGAAUCCAAAGAGCCGCCCUGCUAUCCCUACAAGAUCGACCUGCCCCAGCCCCCCCUCACCACGCUCACCCUCAUGGCCGAUGUUCUCCGCACCCUCCAGCCCCCAGCCGACCUCAUCCGCCUCCAGCGAAUCCUCCCCAGUCAGUGGCCCAGGCAGAAAGGCCAGAGCACUGUACGCUUGUAAGGCUGAGCACGACUCGGAGCUAUCCUUCAUCGCAGGAACCAUCUUUGAAAAUGUUCACCCCUCGAGGGAACCCGGCUGGCUGGAAGGCACACUGGACGGUAGGACUGGACUGAUACCAGAGAACUAUGUGGAGUUUGUAUGACCCAGGACCUGGUCUGGAGGCCUGGACAGACCCUGGAGCUGCACUGGAAGAAAAAAAUAUCACUUAUUAUUGUUUGAUCUGAAAAGGCUGUUUGUGGUCAUGAACCUGGAAUGCGUGGGGUUGAGUGUGUGCGUGCGUGCGUAUCAAGGGACAGUUUGAAAUCUUCUGACGUUGCCAUGAAGUCUUGUAUAUCUUUUAGUCUUUGCUUUUAUUCAAAUUCACUGCCACUGCUUUGAGUGUCUUAAAUUGACAGGUACAGAAUCAACUGAACUUGUGUAAGAUGUUCUGGUUUGUAAAAAAAAGAAGAAAAGAUUACGUUCAAAAGUGACUGGCCUUAAUAUCUGUAGGUAGCAGCCCUUUGCUUGUCCUGCAGUGUACUGUAGGUAUGAAGUUGGUGGUGUGGGGACACUUUUGUAACUGAAUGACAGUUUUCCAAUGUGUGUCUAUAAAUGUGAGUUUUCGCUCUCUUAGCAACAUUAGCCUGCUAUUUCAUUUAGCGCUUUUGGCAUUUGGUUAGACAGGACAGGGCCUGAGCCAGUAGGAAGAUUGUCCCUAAUGCUGAUCUUAUUUAAUUUUCCUAUUGAAUGGUGACAUUUAGAAUUAAAGAUAAGGUAACCCAUCAAAAGUAAGAACUUUCAUUUUGGGAACGAUUUUAGUCCCUUUGUUAUAGCUGACUUGUCUUGAGGCCCAUAACUACUUGGUCUCAUCUAUCCUGGAAAUAUCUUACCCAAACUUGGUUCACUUUGAACAAGUAUUUAACAGAACUUUUAGCAUAGUUUUGUUAAGGUAUAGGGAAGAAUGUAAAAAAAAAAUGUUUUAAUGUGAAACUAGACUACUUUGUUCAUAUGUAUUUUAUUUAUAAUACUUAAAAAUGUGAUCAUGAACUGAAUUGUUUUGGGUGUAUUAACAAUGUAAAUAUGAUGUUUGAUAAGGUAUAAUUUUUCAAGUCUAAAAUUUUAUAUUUUGUAUUUCUAGUGUACUAACUUAAUUUUUUAGCAUCUCAGUUGCUCAUUUUGUAUGUAUCUUUAUUGAGCCUUAAAAUUCUUUCAGAUCAAAUGAAUCAUGAACAAAGUUGUAAAGAAUAUCACCUAUUAAAGAAAUAUCAAAGUUGAACUAG